Messenger RNA from Nymphaea colorata (pocket water lily), 2389 nucleotides. RefSeq names its product UDP-glucose 6-dehydrogenase 4-like. Gene Ontology annotation, cellular component: nucleus; cytosol. Gene Ontology annotation, biological process: glycosaminoglycan biosynthetic process. The transcript has a single exon. Lineage: Eukaryota; Viridiplantae; Streptophyta; Magnoliopsida; Nymphaeales; Nymphaeaceae. The record is from RefSeq and is a predicted model, not a curated record. Gene Ontology annotation, molecular function: UDP-glucose 6-dehydrogenase activity; NAD binding. Bases 344 to 1792 code for a protein of 482 amino acids.
UUUCUCGCCUAACCCCAACCCGACGGGGGAGAGAUCCCGUCGUGAGCGAGCCAGUGAGUUCCCUUCCCCCUCCCCUUUCUCCGUGUGUAUAUAUAGCCAAUUCAUACGCGACGCUCCCGCACCACUCAUCAAGGAAGGAACACUGAAAUCCUCCCCUGCACCUUCGUCUUCCUCUUUCUCUCAAUCACCUUCAUCCCCUUCCCCUCUCCUCACCUUCCCUUCCGCCUUCUUUCCCAUAGGUCACUCGGAAAGGAGAGAAAAGAAACCCACACAAGCAAGCGAAGCAGAUCAAGCAGGAGCGGCAGCAGCAUUCGCACCACAAAAGAAGGGAAGAGAAGUAAUCAUGGUGAAGAUCUGCUGCAUCGGCGCCGGCUACGUGGGCGGGCCGACGAUGGCCAUGAUCGCAUACAAGUGCCCCGACAUCCAGGUGGUGGUCGUCGACAUCUCUGUGUCCCGCAUCAACGCCUGGAAUAGCGAUCGCCUCCCCAUCUUCGAGCCUGGGCUGGACGAGGUGGUUAAGCACUGCCGCAACCGCAACCUUUUCUUCAGCUCCGACGUCGAGACCCACGUUGCCGAUGCCGAGAUCGUCUUCGUAUCCGUCAACACCCCCACCAAGACGCGCGGCCUCGGCGCCGGCAAGGCCGCGGAUCUCACCUAUUGGGAGAGUGCCGCGAGGAUGAUUGCCGACGUCGCCAAGUCCGACAAGAUUGUGGUGGAGAAAUCGACGGUUCCCGUCAAGACGGCGGAGGCCAUCGAGAAGAUCUUGACCCACAACAGCAGGGGGAUCAACUUUCAGAUCCUCUCCAACCCGGAGUUCCUGGCGGAGGGGACGGCCGUCGAGGACCUGAAGAAGCCGGAUCGGGUGCUUAUCGGAGGCAGGGAGACCCCGGAGGGCCGCAGGGCCGUGCAGGCUCUCAAGGACGUCUACGCCCGCUGGGUCCCUGAAGACCGGAUAAUCACCAUGAACCUCUGGUCUGCGGAGCUCUCCAAGUUGGCGGCCAACGCCAUCCUUGCCCAGCGGAUCUCAUCCAUCAACGCCAUCUCCGCGCUCUGUGAGGCCACUGGCGCCGACGUCUCCGAGGUCGCCUACGCCGUCGGCAAGGACUCUCGGAUCGGUUCCCGCUUCCUCAACGCCAGCGUCGGUUUCGGCGGAUCCUGCUUCCAGAAAGACAUCCUCAACCUGGUGUACAUCUGUGAGUGCAACGGCCUCUCCGAGGUGGCCAACUACUGGAAGCAGGUCGUCCACAUCAACGACUACCAGAAGAGCCGCUUCGUCAACAGGGUGGUGUCCUCAAUGUUUAACACCGUCUCCGGCAAGAAGAUCGCCAUCUUGGGGUUCGCCUUCAAGAAGGAUACGGGCGACACUAGGGAGACUGCGGCCAUCGACGUCUGCCACGGGCUACUCGGGGACAAGGCGCAGCUCAGCAUCUAUGACCCCCAGGUGACGGAGGACCAGAUGCGGAGAGAUCUCGCCACCAACAAGUUCGAUUGGGAUCACCCGCAGCACCUCGUCCCCAGCAGCCCCACCGCCUCGAAGCAGGUUUCUGUCGUCUGGGACGCCUAUGAGGCUGCCAAAGGGGCACAUGGCAUCUGUAUCCUUACCGAGUGGGACGAAUUCAAGACCCUUGACUACCAGAAGAUCUACGACAACAUGGAGAAGCCGGCCUUCAUCUUCGACGGCCGCAACAUCGUCAAGGUGGACGAACUCAGGAAGAUCGGAUUCAUCGUCUACUCCAUCGGCAAGCCACUCGAUCCGUGGAUCAAGGACCUGCCAGCCGCCCCAUCCGCCUGAUAGACUAUGGUUCUGUCAUGUCUUGUUCCCCAAUGUUGGUUAGCUUCCUUACUAAGCACCUCUCCUCCCCUUUCUCUUCUGCUACUCCUUUUGUCCCCCACAACCCAUCCCUCAUCUCUCUCUGUCAUGUUUGCGCCUGUCCCUUCUCCUGCUACUGUUCAUUGAUGUCGAGUACUGAUAACUAUCGUCAAUUUAGUUCCUUCACCCUUCCUCUCUCCCACUUUUCAGACAUUUUCUUUCUUUUUCCUCUUUCUUAUCCACAUUUCUUAUUUCAAUUUUGUUUUGCAUCUGCUGGUUCUUUCCCAUUCCUUCAUUAGAGAUUAUUAGGUUAAAAUGCAAUCAGAGCGAUUACCUUCCAACUGAAGAGAGAACAGUGUGAACGAAAAGGAGAAACAGGGUUCGGUGAUUUUUUUUGUCCUUGAGGUCAAAAUUUAGAAAGAUCUGCAGAACCCGGCCGGCUGACUGCCCUUGUGUUGGCGAUCUAUCUCAGCGUGCCAGGGAGCUUUCUUCCCUCUCUCUUUCACGUUUGUUGUUUUCGGUGCCACUUUUGUGUACCCAAAUUAUUAUAAUAAGAAAAUUUCGGAUUUUGUUGGUCUA